Messenger RNA from Girardinichthys multiradiatus, 4135 nucleotides. It is a transcript of the gene dstyk, whose product is annotated as dual serine/threonine and tyrosine protein kinase. The record is from RefSeq and is a predicted model, not a curated record. Lineage: Eukaryota; Metazoa; Chordata; Actinopteri; Cyprinodontiformes; Goodeidae. The transcript has 14 exons. Gene Ontology annotation, biological process: protein phosphorylation. Bases 973 to 3750 code for a protein of 925 amino acids. Gene Ontology annotation, molecular function: ATP binding; protein kinase activity.
UGCAGUGCGUCCUGUCACAUCUGGCCCCGCCCCGUCUCAUUCCUAACUUCGCUCCGCUCUACUUUCUGUUUAGCUGUGAUUUGAUUGCCUGGUCUCUGCUCAGCUAUGCGGUUCGGUGUGGGAAUGGGAACACCUCGCCCUGCGGCAUUACAGGCUUUUCCGCUCAUCUUCACCAACUGAAAGCUGCGUUGUCGUCGCUCCCCAGGCUGGAAGAUGUCUGCUGGCUUCCCUGCUCUACAGCCACUUUAGGAAGGAACCCCCACCCCACGGACACGGAGCCUCGUCGGGAGGAAGACUGGCGCCGUGGUCCUGCUUUGGCUGUUGAUGUUCACAGGAGUUGGGCCCUGCCUCUUGAAGACGGAGCUGCACGGCAGGACAGCCGUGCUCUGGACGGUUUAUGUGAAUUAAAACAGCAUGUUUGUCGUGCCAGUUAACGGUGUUAACGGGCAGGAGAUGCCCUCUGGCUAGCAGCGCUAACUUAUCUUGAAAGGUGCUAGAUUGCAAACAAGAGAUAACGUAGCAUUUAAGUGGGCAAAACAAUAUCUACAUACUAGCCACUGUUUUUACCCAGAGUAAUAUUUUAUCACAGUAUGAAACAGAAGCUAGCUUGUUGGUAAAAAUUUUGCCUCAAGCUGUUUUGCACUCGACGUCUAGCUAGCUAGCAGCUUUCGCCAGUAAAAUAACAAAUGCUCACUCAUUAUUUGACACAGGAGACUAAAGGUACUGUUUACUAUUGAUACACACCUCGAAAAGAUAUUUUUAGACCGACUACCAUUCAUAAAAGGCGUCUCUUGUUGAAUUAAAUACCACAUCUUAGCCGCAUGAGACGACCAGCUUUACGACUCACUAGUUGGUGACAAACAAGGACGUUUUUAUUGCUGUUGCUGCUUAAAAAUAAAAAAAAAAAGCCACGGAAUUUGCCCCUUGCUUUAAAAAAAAAAAAAAAAAAAAUUAAUUCACAACCUGUUGACCAUGGAGGGGAAUGUACAGCAACAAAAAAUAACUCCUUUGGCCCGGGAAUUGCAGAGAACAUUUAGCAGCUACAACAAGCACUCAAUACAGCUGAAGAAGAACUUGAAGGAAACCAAUAUAUUCUUCAGAGAAAUAAGGCAAAACUACAGCAAUGCAUGUGCAGCAACCAUAAGCUCAGACUCGGCUUCUCUGGAGGCAGGCCAGAUUAGCUGCAUCUCUUUCCCUACCCAUGAGGAAGAGUUCCUGCGCAGCACUGUGGGAGCUGCCUCGUACAUCCUGGUGCUUGGCCAGGACUGCGCUGCCCGCUACCAGCUGCUCAACUGCCUUCUGGGGGAAAGGCUGCUGCCUCUGGGAGCAGAGGCCGGAGAAGCCUGCGGGGGGGUCCAUGGCAUUGUCUGCAAGAGGAGGAAGCUGUGUUUCACUCACGGGAGACAGACGCGGCUCAGCUUGGCGCUGCCCGGCCAGUAUGAGCUGGUGCAUCAGUUGGCUGCUAACCGCGGACGCUGGGAUACGGUUCCCAGGGAGGACCUGGAAAUCCAUGAGGAGUGUGAGGACCCGGCCCACAGACUAGCAGAGCUGGAAAUCACCCUGCAUCACCCUCUGCUUCAGGAAACAAAAGUCAUGGUGGUCCCCUGUCCAAGUGUCCAGCCUAUAGAAGAGGCCCUAGAAGACUGCACUCGCAACAUAAUACCUGUCAUACUCUACGCCAUCAACCAGGACUCUCUCAGCUCGGAGCAGGUGGCCGAGCUCCGGAAGGUCAAAGAGAUGCUCCCAUUUCCCAUUUGCUUUGUCCGUAUCCCCGCCUCCACACUAGCAGCCUCCCCAGAAUCCAGCCGCCGGGCGGAGAAGGAGAGGGAGAAGAGCGGCCUGCACAAACAGUUGCUCUCACUCGGCUUCUUGAAUAAUCAGACUGGACACUGUUCCUGUGGAGCCCCAACGCAGAUUUCCACCCCGGGGGCUAAACCCCAAAGCAUGCUGGGCGAAUCUUUCGAAAGAUUGCAUCGACUGCUGGUGCCGUUUGCUCGCCAAGUUCUCCAGAACCAACAAGUAGAGGCUGCCAACCUGCUUAAUGGGCUUCACUGUCGAUGUCUCGACCUUUUCAUCAACCAGGCCUUCGACAUGCAGAGGGACCUGCAGAUAACUCCCCGCAGGCUGGAGUACACUCGUGAGAAAGAGGGGGAACUCUUCAACUCCCUGAUGGCCAUCGCUAACCGAAAACAAGAAGAGAUGAAGGAGAUGAUUGUGGAGACCCUCAGCAGCAUGAAGGAGCAGUUACUAGAGGAUGCAGCCAACCUAGAGUUUACAGACAUCAUUGUAACUACCAACGGAGAGCCUGUUACGUCAAAGGAAAUAAAAUCCUGCAUCCACUUGAUCCAGGAGCUGAUAGUGGUGCGUUUGAAUCAGGCGGUGGCGAAUAAGCUGAUCAGCUCAGUGGACUAUCUGAGGGAGAGCUUUGUGGGAACUCUGGAGCGGUGCCUCAACAGUCUGGAGAAGUCCAGCUAUGAGUCCUCUGUGCACAAUGUUACUUCUAAUCAUCUAAAACAGUUACUUAAUGCUGCCUAUCAUGUGGAGGUCACCUUUCACUCAGGAUCCUCAGUCACAAGACUUGUCUGGGAGCAAAUCAAACAGAUAAUCCACAGGAUUACGCUUGUAAACCCUCCUGCCAUCACAUCUGAGUGGAAGCGAAAAGUCGCCCAGGAUGCUAUAGAAAGUCUCAGCGCUGCCAAACUGGCCCGGAGCAUCUGCUCCCAGUUCAGAACCCGGCUGAACAGUUCUCAUGAGGCGUUUGCAGCAUCUUUACGCCAGCUGGAAGAAGGUCACACCGGCCGUCUGGAGCGCACCGAGGACCUGUGGCUGCGCGUGAGGAAGGACCAUGCCCCUCGGCUGGCUCGGCUGUCUUUAGAGAGCCGCUCCCUGAGGGAUGUGCUGCUGCACGGCAAGCCUAAGCUUGGGCGGGAGUUGGGCCGAGGCCAGUAUGGAGUGGUGUACCUUUGUGAUAGCUGGGGAGGACACUACCCAUGUGCCCUGAAGUCUGUGAUUCCUCCUGACGAUAAACACUGGAACGACUUGGCUUUAGAGUUUCACUACACAAGGUCCCUGCCCAAGCAUGAGCGGCUGGUCGACCUGCACGGCUCUGUGAUUGAUCACACCUACGGAGACGGCUCCAGCAUCGCAGUGCUGCUUAUCAUGGAGCGACUGCAUCGAGAUCUCUACACCGGGUUAAAGUCCGGUUUGUCACUAAGAGAGAGGCUGCAGAUCGCCUUAGAUGUGGUGGAGGGGAUCCGGUUCCUGCACAGCCAGGGUCUCGUACACAGAGACAUUAAACUAAAAAAUGUUCUGUUGGACAAACAAAAUCGUGCAAAGAUCACUGAUCUGGGCUUUUGCAAACCAGAGGCCAUGAUGUCUGGCAGCAUUGUUGGGACUCCCAUCCAUAUGGCUCCAGAGCUGUUUACAGGAAAGUAUGAUAACUCAGUUGAUGUGUACGCCUUCGGGAUCUUGUUCUGGUAUCUCUGCACUGGUUCAGUGAAGCUUCCAGAAGCCUUUGAGAAAUGCUCCAGCAAGGACCAUCUGUGGAACAACGUCAAAAAAGGUUCCAGACCGGAACGGCUGGCCACUUUCGACGAAGAAUGCUGGCAGCUGAUGGAGGCCUGCUGGAACGGGGACCCUUCCCUCAGACCCCUGCUCGGCAUCGUGCAGCCCAGCCUGCAAAGCAUCAUGCAUCGGCUAUGCAAUUGCAGCUUGGAGCAGAAAAGCAGCAGCCUUGAGGACUCAAACUGAAAACACUCCAAACUAACAGAAGCCUGUCUUUUGUUGUAUUUAUGAAGAACGGAGCUGAGCGGACCGAUGACAGGUGACCAGCUUGUUCACCGGUGGUGGAUUAGUGUUAUUUAUGAGGAGCUGAUGGAAACCAAGAGCGUGCAAAUGUAUUUUAUUGUUCGUGCUUUGUAAUUGUAGACAAACUCCACACUAUGCUUUUCUCAUUGUAGUUACAGUGCUAAUUGCUGCUUCAACAUUGAAAUGCUACUAGAUGCAAAUUCUUUUAAAAAGUAGUUUGUUCCCAGUAUUAUAAAAAAAUAUGUGUAAGAUUAAUUUUAGAUUGUAUUUAAACUGUCUGCACCUAUUCAAAAACAUUUUUUUAAAAUAAAAUGAGCUGUUACAACAA